This is a messenger RNA of Plasmodium adleri (nom. inval.), 624 nucleotides long. RefSeq names its product conserved protein, unknown function. The record is from RefSeq and is a predicted model, not a curated record. The transcript is spliced from 2 exons. NCBI's taxonomy places the organism in Eukaryota, Apicomplexa, Aconoidasida, Haemosporida, Plasmodiidae. Bases 1 to 624 code for a protein of 207 amino acids.
AUGGGAUCAUCUUCAUCGUCUUCUGAUGUAUUUAUUUUGCAAAAUCUUGAAGAUAUAAAAAAAAAAGGGUCAAAGAAGAUAAAAGAAAAUAAAAAAAUAUCUAAGCGUGUGAAAAGGAGAAGUUACAGUAAUAGUAGUUCUAAAGAUAGUGAGUUGACUAGUUAUAGUAGUAAGGAAGAAGAUGAUUAUAAAGAAGAGAAAAAAAUAAAAAUUAAAAUGAGUGAUAGUGUAUGUGGAACACCUAUGAAAGAAGCGUUUGGAGAAUUAGACGUAGAGGGUGAAAAUAAUUGUAAUGAAAUUAAUGAUGCUAGAAAAUAUUUUAAAGAGGGUCAAAAAAUUAUUACACCACCAAAUGGUGAUGGAACUAGAGCUUUUUAUGAGAGUUUACUUGAAGAAAAUCCUAAUUCAAUUAUAGCUAUUAAAUAUUGUAUAGAACAUGGUAUAUUAAGUGGAACAAAACAUCAUGAGGCUUUAUAUAAAUAUUAUGUAUUAAAAAAAAAUAAUGCUUUUAAAAGUAACUUUGGAGGUGUAAGAAUAGAAUUUAAGAAAUUAUUAGAAGAGUCAUAUAAAGAUAAUAAAUCUUCAUAUGAAGAAUUAAUUAAAAAAGAAAUAUUAAGUAAAUGA